AUGUGUACUUUGCCUCGACCUGUAUUCUGCCAUUCAACCAUUGUAACACCUUCUGACCGCAUGUGCUGUUAUGGCAGUUAUGUAGAAUAUGAUCCUGUAAAUUUGAAUGUUCAAUGUUCAAAUAAUAUAGCUACUGUAUGGAUCACAAUACCCAAAUUAAAAAUCAUCAGUUGGGAAGCCAUAGUUCAUUAUUUUAAAAAAGAAAUGUUUGAAUCAAGCAUUGAAAAUCUUAAAAAAAUUGGUAUACCUCCUGAAUUUUAUAACAGAAUAAUUGAAGCUAG
This is a messenger RNA of Cinara cedri, 281 nucleotides long. The record is from the annotation of a GenBank genome assembly. Lineage: Eukaryota; Metazoa; Arthropoda; Insecta; Hemiptera; Aphididae.